Molecule: messenger RNA, 3333 nt
Organism: Nannospalax galili (Upper Galilee mountains blind mole rat)
Lineage: Eukaryota; Metazoa; Chordata; Mammalia; Rodentia; Spalacidae
Product: E3 ubiquitin-protein ligase HUWE1-like
Exons: 11
Coding region: 1-2607 (868 amino acids)
Source: RefSeq, a predicted model, not a curated record
AUGGUCGGUAUCAGUCUCCCUGAAGGCGUGGAUCCCUCUUUUCUGGCUGCUCUACCUGAUGAUAUCCGCCGGGAAGUCCUACAGAACCAGCUGGGCAUCCGUCCACCAACUCGAAAUGCUCCCUCCACAAAUAGCUCAGCUCCUGCAGUGGUGGGGAAUCCUGGUGUGACUGAAGUGAGCCCUGAGUUCCUGGCUGCCUUGCCUCCAGCCAUUCAGGAGGAAGUGCUAGCACAGCAGCGAGCUGAGCAGCAGCGAAGGGAACUGGCCCAGAAUGCCAGCUCAGACACCCCUAUGGACCCUGUGACCUUCAUCCAGACUCUUCCCUCAGACCUACGCCGUAGUGUCCUAGAAGACAUGGAAGACAGUGUGUUAGCUGUGAUGCCACCUGACAUUGCAGCUGAGGCUCAAGCCCUGAGACGAGAACAAGAAGCCCGGCAGCGACAGAUCAUGCAUGAGCGUCUUUUUGGGCACAGCAGCACCUCGGCACUCUCUGCCAUUCUCCGAAGCCCGGCUUUCACCAGUCGUCUGAGUGGCAAUCGUGGGGUCCAGUAUACACGCCUUGCCGUGCAGAGGGGUGGCACCUUCCAGAUGGGGGGUAGCAGCAGUCACAAUAGGCCUUCUGGCAGUAAUGUGGACACUCUCCUCCGCCUCCGAGGACGACUCCUUCUGGACCAUGAAGCCCUGUCUUGUCUUUUGGUCCUCCUUUUCGUGGAUGAACCAAAGCUCAAUACUAGCCGUCUGCACCGAGUACUGAGAAAUCUCUGUUAUCACGCCCAAACCCGCCACUGGGUCAUUCGUAGCCUCCUGUCCAUCUUGCAACGCAGCAGUGAGAGUGAGUUAUGCAUUGAGACACCUAAGCUCUCUACAAGUGAGGAAAAGGGCAAGAAGUCAAGCAAGAGCUGUGGGUUAAGCAGCCAUGAGAACCGUCCCCUGGAUCUGCUCCACAAAAUGGAGUCUAAAAGUUCCAACCAGCUUUCCUGGCUCUCAGUAUCCAUGGAUGCUGCUUUAGGCUGUAGGACUAACAUAUUCCAAAUCCAACGUUCUGGAGGGCGCAAACAUACAGAGAAGCAUGCAAGCAGUGGCUCUACAGUCCACAUCCACCCACAGGCUGCUCCUGUUGUCUGCAGACAUGUUCUGGAUACACUCAUUCAGUUGGCCAAGGUGUUUCCCAGCCACUUCACACAGCAGCGGACCAAAGAAACAAACUGUGAGAGUGAUCGGGAGAGGGGUAGUAAGCAGGCCUGCAGCCCAUGCUCCUCACAAUCCAACAGCAGUGGCAUUUGCACAGACUUCUGGGACUUACUGGUAAAACUGGACAACAUGAAUGUUAGCCGGAAAGGCAAGAACUCCGUGAAGUCGGUGCCAGUGAAUGCUGGUGGAGAAGGGGAAACUUCCCCACACAGCCUUGAAGCCUCCCCACUGGGGCAGCUCAUGAACAUGUUGUCACAUCCAGUCAUCCGCCGAAGUUCUCUCUUAACUGAAAAACUCCUCAGACUCCUCUCUCUCAUCUCAAUUGCUCUCCCAGAAAACAAAGUAUCAGAAGCACAGGCUAACUCUGGCAACAGUGCUUCCUCCACCACUGCUGCCGCCUCAACCACAUCUACCACCACUACCACUGCUGCACCCACACCCACACCUACACCCCCUGCUGUAACCACCCCUGUUACUUCUGCUCCAGCUCUGGUUGCUGCUGCAGCUAUUUCUACCAUUGCUGUAGCUGCUUCUACCACAGUGACUACCCCCACAACUGCCACCACUACUGUUUCAACUUCCAAGAGCAGCAAAUCUCCAGCAAAGGUGGGUGAGGGUGGCAGCACCAGUAUGGACUUCAAAAUGGUAUCUUCUGGUCUCACUGAAAACCAACUACAGCUCUCUGUGGAGGUGUUGACAUCCCACUCUUGUUCUGAAGAAGGCCUGGAAGAUGCAGCCAAUGUAUUGCUGCAGCUCUCUCGGGGGGACUCUGGGACCCGGGACACAGUUCUUAAGCUGCUAUUGAAUGGAGCCCGCCAUCUGGGUUAUACCCUCUGUAAACAGAUAGGUACCCUACUGGCUGAGCUACGGGAAUACAAUCUGGAGCAGCAGCGGCGAGCCCAAUGUGAGACCCUCUCUCCUGAUGGCCUACCUGAGGAGCAGCCACAAAUCACCAAACUGAAGGGCAAAAUGCAGAGCAGGUUUGACAUGGCUGAGAAUGUGGUAAUUGUGGCAUCUCAGAAGCGACCCUUGGGUGGCCGAGAGCUUCAACUGCCUUCUAUGUCCAUGUUGACAUCCAAGACAUCUACCCAGAAGUUCUUCUUGAGGGUACUGCAGGUCAUCAUCCAGCUGCGGGACGACACACGCCGAGCUAACAAGAAAGCCAAGCAGACAGGCAGGCUAGGUUCCUCCGGUUUAGGCUCAGCUAGCAGCAUCCAGGCAGCUGUUCGGCAGCUGGAGGCUGAGGCUGAUGCCAUUAUACAAAUGGUACGUGAGGGUCAAAGGGCGCGGAGACAGCAACAAGCAGCAACGGUUAGCAUGAUGCCUGUGGCCCCCUCAUUCAUUUCUCUACCCUCCUUCCCUCGCCAUGUCAUCAGUGGGGUUGCAUUGCCCAUACCUUGUAUGCUUUUGCAUUAAGUUUGCUAAAUGAAUGCUUCUGGACAACAGGGCUAUGUUCUGUUGGUGUUUUCCUUACUGUUUAUUGAUUGGUUUACUGGUUUGUAUUGAAGUUUGGUUGGAUUUAAAGCUUGGCCAUCAUACCACAUUCUUAGCUAUCCAGCCAGUAGUGGUGCUUCUGCAAAUUGCCUAAUGUUCAGUGUCUUGUUGGUUCUGGAUGGAUGUGGGGUUAAAAAAAAAUUCACUGUCAUGGAACAAUACAAAUACAUCUCAAGAGUCCUACACUUAAAAGUUGCCCAAACUUGGUACACAUCCCAUGCAGCCACUUCUGUCUAUGACUGCUCCCUUGACCUUGGCCUCUCUGCCUCUUCUCCAUAGUCCCUUGACACGUAGAUAAUCAGGCCAUGUAGGAAGUAGCUUACAGAUAUUUAAGUAGCCACUAUAAUAUUGGGGUCCUGGCAUAGAGUGGGUACAAUAAAAGCUGUGACACUCUGUUGUCACCUUUUUGUUCUUGCAACAUACAAGUCACCUUCCCAAGAUCUUAAGAAAUAAAGGUAUUCUGAGGCUGGGUAAUUUAUGUAGAAUUCCUGUUAUACACAGCGUAUCAUUAGUUGUGUCAUACAUAGCCUAGAAUUUGGGGAAAGUGACUCCAGAGAGACAAAGAGCAAAAAUAGCUGUUGCUCUGAGGUAAUUUUUUUAUCUGCCUGGUCUCUUUCCUGUCCAGUUGGUAAGACAGAUAACUUUUUU